CCGCCUCGCGGCGGCCGCGGCAAAAGGGAGAUGGCUGAUCGCAGUGGCGGCGGCCCUGCCGAGGCGCCCAGCCCGCGGGGCUCCCCGGAGCAGGCGCCGCGGGUCCCGCGCGGGGUGGGACCGGGCGGCGGCGGCGGCGGGGAAACUCCGCGGACGGCGGCGCUGGCGCUGCGCUUCGACAAGCCCAUCAAGCAGGCCUUCUACAACACGGGAGCCGUGCUGUUCGUGUGCCUGUGCUGCGGCGCGGCCGUGCUGGUCUACUUCAUCCUCGAGGCCUUCCUGCGGCCGCUGCUGUGGGCCGUGCUGUGCGGCACCUUCCUGCACCCCUUCAAGAGCUCGCUGACGCGCCUGGGCCGCCACUGGCUGCAGCGGCUGCACCGCGCGCACACGCCCAUCGUGCUGGCCGCGCUGCUGCUGCCGCUCUGCUUCGCCGACUACGGGGUCGAGGCCCUGGGCGAGCAGGCGCUGCGCCGCCGCCGCCUGCUGCUGCUGCUGGGCGCCGGCGGCCCGCUGCUGUACGGCCUCUACUGCCUCGGCAGCUACCUGGGCGUGCAGGUGCUGCUGGCGCACGCGGGCGCGCUCAUCUGCCGCGGGCUGGACUACUUCAGCAGCCUGUGGAUCUGGACGUUAGUAGUUGGCUAUGUGUUGACUGUUUCAUUCAAGUGGAAUGCAAGCACUGAACGCUACUUGAGAGCAGUUUCAAUUCCUGUCUGGAUUCUAUUGCUUUUUCAUUUAGCAUCCCUGGCUGGCUCAUGGAGAAUUCCAGUUUUCCUGAUGAUUGUUUCCCUCAUGUCUGUGGGCACCCUCUAUGAAAAGCAGAAUGAAAAAGAGGCUUCUGGGGCAGAGUUACCAGGGCAAGUCAUCUCCAUGGCAGCUUCUACUCUAGCAAACUUGGCCAUCUCUAUCACAGGAUAUGAGUCAAGCAGUGAAGACCAGCUCUCCACUCAGCCUGCAGAAACCAUGGACAGUGGAGAGCCUCCUCCAACGUUGUCCUCCGCUUCCUCCCCUUCCCCAACCCUGGGCAGACCGAGGCCUGAAAUGGGAACGUUCCUUAGAAAGAAGAAAACAAGUGACAUCUACUUUGUGUGUCUCGUGUGGGCCAUCAUUGUUGUCCAGAUCUGGCUGAACCUGUGGAUUGUGCAGUUGCUACCAGUGCCUGUUGCAGUCUGGGUACUCAAAAAGCUUGUCAUUCACUUUGGAGUUGUGGACUUCCUGGAAAAACGCUGCCACGUAUGGUGGCGGGUUGUCGAGUGCUUCUUGAAGGAGCGACAGGAAGCCCUAGCACCAUGGCCAAUUAUUGGACUUGGAAAAUUCCUGCUAAAAGUUGAUAGCAAGAUGAUCAUCUGGUUGGAGAAGAUGUUAGAUAAAAUUAUUAGCAUUUUCAUCAUAUUUCUGUUAGUGAUAGGAACCCUUCUUCUAGCCCUACUCCUGACUGCAAAGGUGCAUCAAGAGAGCGUGCACAUGAUUGAAGUCACAAGUAAUUUGAUUAAUGAAACCCUAGCAAAUCACCCUGAGUGGGCAAAUUGGCUUCCCGAGGCACAGGUGGUCCAAAGGGCCCUGAAUUCUGCAGCUAACAACGUGUAUCAGUAUGGACGAGAAUGGAUAACCCACAAGCUUCAUAAAAUUCUAGGAGAUAAGAUGAACAACACUGCUGUAAUUGAAAAGCAAGUACUGGAACUUUGGGACAGACUGUAUCACUCUUGGUUUGUAAAGAACAUAACACAUUCUGGGAGGCACAAAGGGCACAAGCUGCACGUGAGUCGUCAGAACAGCUGGCUGGGGGACAUUCUGGACUGGCAGGAUAUUGCUUCCUUUGUUCACGAGAACAUCGAGACAUUUCUUUCGAUCCUGGAGUCUCUGUGGAUUGUUAUGAGCCGGAACGUGAGCCUGCUUUUCACCACGGUCACCACACUCCUGACCAUCCUCUUCUACAGCGGGACUGCCCUGCUCAAUUUCGUGCUCUCCCUGGUCAUUUUCCUGACCACACUGUUUUAUCUGUUAAGUUCCAGUGAUGAGUACUACAAGCCAGUGAAGUGGGUGAUAAGCCUGACGCCUCUCUCUCAGCCAGGCCCCUCGUCUAAUAUUAUUGGCCAGUCUGUGGAGGAAGCUAUCAGAGGGGUGUUUGAUGCCUCCCUCAAAAUGGCUGGCUUCUAUGGAUUGUACACCUGGCUGACUCACACUAUAUUUGGCAUCAAUAUUGUCUUCAUACCAUCAGCAUUAGCAGCAAUCCUUGGAGCAGUGCCCUUCCUGGGGACAUACUGGGCAGCAGUACCUGCAGUUCUUGACCUGUGGCUGACACAGGGGUUAGGAUGCAAGGCCAUUUUACUGUUGGUUUUUCAUCUCUUGCCAACCUACUUUGUAGACACUGCAAUCUAUUCUGAUAUCUCAGGAGGUGGCCACCCAUACCUGACGGGCUUGGCGGUGGCUGGUGGAGCCUACUAUCUGGGCUUGGAGGGAGCGAUCAUUGGGCCCAUCCUUCUCUGCAUCCUUGUGGUUGCCUCCAAUAUCUAUAGUGCCAUGCUGGUGAGUCCCACGAAUUCCAUGCCCACACCGAGCCAGACCCCGUGGCCUGCUCAGACCCAGCGGACUUUCCGUGAUAUUUCCGAAGAGCUGAAAUCUUCAACAGACUGACAUGGUUUGCACUGCAGUGAUUCUCUAGGAAGUUGCACCCUGACAGUGAGUUCUGCUCGGCCCUGGCCUUCUCUGUCAGAUGUGCCUCACAAGCAAGGGCGCUGGAAGCAGCAGAAGCCUCCCGGCCUUGCGCACAGAAUGCCUGGACAAGAGAGAACUUGCUGUGGGCUGCUCUGCAUUUUAAAGCACGGCUUGAGAGUUCAGAAAUGUGGUUUGCUCUCCUCACUGUUGCUAAAUGGCUUGAAAAGUUUCAGUUUAUACACUGGUACUAUGGCUUGAAGUUUUCCCACUUUGGUUAUCUGUAUGAUUGUAAUAGGUAUUUAUAAAGUGAUUUUAAGAACUCUGAACUACCUGCUGUUAAAAAUAUAUACAAUGGAGUUUUCUCUCGCUUUAAGAAAUCUAUUCUUAAACUUUUCUAUAACAGCCACUUUUCAAUGAAGAGAAUUUUCACUUUUCAGUUCCUCCCUUCUUGCACAAUGUAUCAUCCUUUCUUUAGGGUGAGGUAGCUUACUGAUGUUCCAGGUGUAUGUUGUACCCACAGGAGACACAGAAAGACAGGGAAACUCUUCUUCCUUUCUCCUCCCUCCUUUCCCAUUACACUAUUGCCAAAAUUUCAAAACUUGGAUGACCACAUUGAAGUAAAAUUCUCAUUAAGCUGCUAUGAAUGGUAACAAUAUGAUAGAAUUCAUGCUGUCUUUAAGUGUUUUCUUUCCAAAUGUUAAAAACUCUCAGGUGUAGCAGUACUUUGAUUUGUUAAUUGUAUCUCAUUAUCAUUAUUUGGAACUCUGCCAAAUAGUUACCUAUUAGCAGUAGAAUUUUAUAUUUAUGCAGUAUUUUUCCAUCACUUAGCACAGUGCCUUGCACAUACAACUCUAAAUGAAUGCUUAUUGAAUUGAAUUGUAGCUUUGAAAAUGUCUCAGAUAUAACAAUAACCAGCACAGUGCUUUACAUUUUAUAAAGUCCUUUUGCACAUAUUAUUUCACAAACACUUCACAUCAGCUUUCAUGUGGCUUUAAAUUAUUUUACAACAGUUUCACACUAAGGGGUAAGCUAAGCCUCAGAAAGUGACCAAAGCAAAUUCAUGAAGUUUAAUAAGAUUUAGAUUUUUCUGACUCCACAGCCUGCAAACUUUGUUCUCCUAUGUCUUAUGCAGUUUUCCCAAUGGCAUGAGAUAGAAUUGGUUAUGAAUGAGCACUUGUCCUGCAGUAAAUCACAGAGCUGGGAUUAGAAUCCAGCUCGGCUCUUAGUUCUGUGCCCUUUGUACUGUUGGAAACAAUCAUCAGGCCCUUCUGUUCUUAAGGAAUUUUGGAGGAGCAGGGGUUCCUAAGUGUUGAAGACUUUGUGUUUUUUUUUUUUUUUUUUUGUAAACAUUACAAAUACAAAUAAUUGUUUUCUUAAAUACCUUCUGACUAGGAAGUUAAUAGUAAUUAGCUUAAUAAUUAGGUUACAUGUGUUCCUAUACUAAAGAAAAAACUCCAUUUUGCAAAGAUCGUCAUGGGGGUAUUUUGACUGUUAUGCAAUAGAGCACAUGCCGAUCUCUUAUUUUUACUAUGACUCUUCCAGCAUGUGUAAUCUGUUCCUCCAGGUAUUAGAUUUGGCACCCAAGUGACCCAUGCCCCUCUUAGCUCAGUUCCUCAGUCACUGAUUCAUUCACUGAAACACUUCUUGGGAGUUUGUAAACUCCAGAGACAGUGCAGGGCACUUAGAAGAGAACUCAGAAGGCCUUUCUCACCUUAAGUCUUAGCUGGAUCAUGUGUAAUUCUGUAUUAAAAAUACUUGCGUUGGGUAAAAAAAAAAAAAAAUCAAGGUCCUGUUUGUUAAUUAUAUACUGGUACCUUUAUAGCUGUAAUUAGCACAUGUUUAUAAGAGUUAAGUAUUAUGCUCACAAUGAAUUAGUGGGCACAUACAAAUUAUGUUCCUCCAAAGUGUGUUUAGCUAUGUAAACUGAGACUGCAAGAAUCCCAGCUUGAGCUAAUGUGUGGCUGUUGCUGGGAUAAUUAUUAGUAAGAGUACUAGGUUCUUGGAGGGGAACUCUGAGCGCCGAGAGAAUAGAGUAGAGCUGCCAAAAUUACCAGCAGUAAUGUGACAUCACCCUGAACUCUCAGGAGCAGAGCUGCCCCAGGGUGCUACCUAGUCCUCUUCCGGAAGCAUGAACUCUCCCUUGGGACAGCAACAGCGUGAGGACUAGGAAGGCCCACCAGCUCGAGGGAUCCUCCCGGGGGCCCUCAGAACCAGAGAGAAGCAGCCCAGGACACCCCUUCAAACUUGGUGAGGAGAUUUUACAGAAUUUCCACAGGGCAGACAGACCAGCUGGUAGGAAAAGCUGAGAGACUAAAGCUCAAGAUAACCUCCCCUGAGUCUCAGUCAGAACUCAGCUCUGAAAGAGUCCCUAAGAACAGACAAAAGCACUGAUUAGCUGCAGUAGAAAAUGAGUACAGAUCGCUUUUCCCAAUAUCUUGCACUUUGUGGAUUUCCUUUAGAUUAGUUUCAAGUUCACAUUUACCGUUUGGUUGUAAACUGAGAGGGUUGGGGGUAGGAGACGCAAGGUCUCCACUAGGCAUGCAUGGGAUUUUUCAACGUAAACUCCAUGUCAUGUGAGUCCUGUAUGAGUUCCAGAAUUCCUGUCACACACUGUGUUCCUGGAAGUGAUCUCUGGGGCUGCCUCAGAUGCCAGCCUUAUUGUGAAAGCCGUGAGGCUUGCUAAUGCCCUCUCCCCUGAAAGGCGGUGAGCUGGUGGAGUUUUCCCUUGGCUUCUGAGACCUGUGUGGGUUGACCCUUGGCAGUGGGAGGAUACCUAAGACAUGCUACAUGGAGAUCCUGUAUUUAAGCAACUGUGCAGCCUUUGGAAAUAGCAGCUAUUCCAGCUGAAGGCCUGUUAAACAGCUGGUCCAUGAGGUCUUCUGGCUAGCCCAUUGUGACCUCCAGGACUUCCAAGUACCUCUAGUUGUUUUAAUGCUUCAGGAAUUUGUCAAGAAAUACUCAGAAAUCCAGGCCUCGGGUAUUAGAUUAGAGCAGAGUAGCUUAUGUGUGUUAUCCAGAGUUUAUAGGGAAAAACCCCUUAGGAUUGUCCAUAUCCUGGUCCUGAUCUUGCAGGCUCUUCUGGAGGGUCUCCCAGAUACCCCUGCGAGAGUAUUAACGCAAUAGGACUCUGAGGGCACAUUCCACAGUGGAAGUAACCUCUGGCAGCAUACUCCCAAAUGCGAAUUUCAGCAAAGAACAAAUACUUUAUCAGUUUCUCAUCUUUACACAUUGUACUAUCAAAAUAGAUUUCAUUUUAUUAACUUAUUAAUGAGAACCUGUAGAAGAUAGAGUGUCUGAAGCCACUGAGCAGUUAUUUUUUGAUAGUUUAGAAAUAACAAACUUCUAAAUCAAGAUGUUCCUUCUGUCUACUGGGGUCACAGAACUUCUGUACCAGACUGGGCUGCUUUAUAAUUAAGAGAGCCUAUCAUUUUCUAGAGAAGGAAACAAAUUCGUAGGUUCUAGUGGCUUGUCUGACACACAGCCAGUUAGUAACAGAAUUCAGAGUAGAGUGCAGGUCUUUCCUCUCUUGGCUGGCUGUUCCACUUCUCUUUACUUUUCCUCACAAUCGAGCAGCUUUUGGCAAAAUGUGUUUCUUACAGCAGUAGUUCUAAGAAAUGUUCAUAGAUGUAAGAGGAAAUAGUGUGUGUGGGGGCGGGCAGGGAUUUCAUGGUAAAAUUGCAGAAUGCUGGGUUUGUUUCUGUAGCACUUCUAGGAGUUUCUGACUUGCUGUUAUACCUGGAGAAUUUUUAAGAGGGGACAAAGACUUUGUUGAUUUAGAUGGGUGCCCCUCCUCCUCCUUUUCUCAGAGCAUCUCAAAAUGCUACAGGUCCUCUGGGAAACCUGGCUGUUCAUCAGGUUUACAGCUCUCUUAGAAGACAUCCCUACAGAGUUUCGUAAGAUACUAGGAAGUAUGUUUCCUGUUCAGAACUACACUUUAAAAAGUAGAGAGAUUGUUUUCCAGCUCUGGUGUGUAAAGUCAGUAGUUGUGUUUAGUUUUGCAAGUUUCUCAAGGAAGCUUGGUGUGCAGAUACAGUGGUGAUACAUUGACACCACAUUUUGGUAAUGCUUUUGUAUGGCACUUUAUACUUUUCAGACUUUUUUUGGCGACAACCCUGUGUGAUAGGCAGUAUUAUUCUCAUCGUACAGAUGAGGCACUGGAGGCUCUGAAAGUGUAUUUUUGUGAUUUUUUUUUUCCUCCCAAAUUUAUACAACAAAAUGAUGGGGCCAGAAUUUGCAGAACUUCUGACUCCAGGUCCAAAGUUCUUUGCUCCUCACUUGGCUUCUUAUUAUCUAACUGUGUUUUUCAAAGGCAUGGAAGCAAAUCUUAGAGGAACAUCAUCUUGGCUUAUUACCAAACAUCAUUUUUUUUUUUCAGUAGUCCAGUGACCCAGAAAGUGUAACUCUUGUUGUAACUGUCCCAAAGAAAACUCUUCUUUGUCCUUUGCAGUGGCACUUGAUUAGGUGAUUGGCAUGUAUUCCAAAUACUUUGAUUUUAAACCAAAAUUGGAUAUGCCCUUGUAAUUGCUUAUGUACCUCUUUGAAAAUCUAUCGACUCUAUAUACUCAGGCAAAGAAGACAUGGUUUAAAAAUGAAAAAGAAUAUUCCAAUACAACCAUAAAUAUUCCUACACAGAAUACUGUUUCUUAGCUUUAACUUGCUUUGACAACCUACUAAUAUAACUUCUUUGUAAAUGUAAAGUAUUUAUAUUUUGAAAUAAAAUUACUGGUGUCGAA
Molecule: messenger RNA, 7385 nt
Organism: Lepus europaeus (European hare)
Lineage: Eukaryota; Metazoa; Chordata; Mammalia; Lagomorpha; Leporidae
Gene: TMEM245
Product: transmembrane protein 245
Exons: 17
Coding region: 31-2631 (866 amino acids)
Source: RefSeq, a predicted model, not a curated record